Zychaea mexicana is the source of this 1086-nucleotide messenger RNA. RefSeq lists its product as uncharacterized. The record is from RefSeq and is a predicted model, not a curated record. NCBI's taxonomy places the organism in Eukaryota, Fungi, Mucoromycota, Mucoromycetes, Mucorales, Lichtheimiaceae. The transcript has 4 exons. Bases 20 to 979 code for a protein of 319 amino acids.
CAUUUCAAGUGCAAUUUUGAUGACAGAUGCGGUUCCCGAUAAUUGGAUCGCCCGGUCCUUAUUUUGGGAGAUACCAUGGUCGUUUGGGCUCGGAGGUAUUACGGUAUAUCUGGUUGGUAUUGCACAAACUAUAUCCCAGAGUAGUUCAGCCGCUGGAUGGCUGCCAUCACCGCUUAUUGUCGACAUCACAGGCUUUAUUGCUCUGUUUGGUCCGUUAAUUUGUGGCGUAUCUUUUGCUAUUGGUGCUGGUGCUGCAGCUGAAAACAACCUUAUCGGUACAGCCGAGACUCUAAUUCGUGUAUCCUACAUGCUGUGGUUUGUUUGGGUCGCGUCCAUUGGUGGCGCUGUUCUUUAUGCAAGUAUUCGACUUGUUCGUGUAUUAGAAAGCCAUCACCGAAAGUUUCGACAAGGGGGCAGUUUUGCGACUGUAAUUUCCGGGAUCUACAGAAUCCAAUUGAUGGCUGCUUCGUUCAUCAUUUGUCUAUGGACUUUUGCUGCAAUCUUAUUGCUGUACUGUGCACUUCGAGACCAAAUUAUGGCAAACAUUGUAGGUAGCAUCUUCAUUGGUGCAACUUGGUCAAUUCUCGGAAGUUUCACUACACUGAUAGCAUUGAUAUCAGUACUUGUUAGUCCUAACAUGAGGAAUAAUCCUGCACUAAGAUCAAAUAACUUAACGAAUGGCACCAGCAAUUACACAACAAGCACGCAUCCUGAUCCACGCGGAUAUGGUGACUCAACUAUCGGUGCCAUGACUGCUACUUCUCAGGACGAUACCGAGGCAAUAUUGUAUGCUAUUGAAGCAAAUGGCAGAGAGGAACAGUGGAAUUCACAGCAAGGACAAUUGAACAAAAGCAAAAAGCCAUGGAAUAAUUUUCUGAGCGCCAGUACACCAAGUCGACGUGGGUCAAACGCAUCCUCACAGCUGGAGCUAACAUCGUACGAGCAGGAUCAAGUGGAAGCUUUGCCACAUUAUAGAUAGAUAAGCAUUACGCUCUUAAUGUAAAACCCUUAUUUUCUGUAACUUUUUGCUCUCUAAUGUUGUUUUAUCAAUGCAUUGUACAUAUAUUUAGCUUAAGUCAUUUCGAC